This is a messenger RNA of Nilaparvata lugens (brown planthopper), 3642 nucleotides long. Its product is annotated as peroxisome biogenesis factor 1. Gene Ontology annotation, biological process: protein import into peroxisome matrix. The coding region runs from base 295 to 3474 and encodes 1059 amino acids. The record is from RefSeq and is a predicted model, not a curated record. Lineage: Eukaryota; Metazoa; Arthropoda; Insecta; Hemiptera; Delphacidae. The transcript has 21 exons. Gene Ontology annotation, molecular function: ATP binding; ATP hydrolysis activity. Gene Ontology annotation, cellular component: peroxisome; peroxisomal membrane; cytosol.
AUCAGCUGGUGAGUUGAGGUUAUGUUAAUGUAAACAACAUUUACACAGCAUUUUUAGACCUAAUUAUUUCACAGUCUCACAAUAGUUUUUAUACUUCUUUUAGUUUAAAAUUUCUGUCAUGCAGUAAAUGUAUUUCAAGUGAUUAGUAGAUUGAGUUCUCUAUUACCAUUGAAUAAAGUAUAAUGAUGUAAUAUUAUUGUUUUGUUAUUUCUGUUUCUGUAAUUCUUUUAUAUUGAGGAGACUAGUCAUUUAUUGGUUCAAUCUGUAUUAUUGUGAUCACUAUGAAAGUGUAAGAUGAUUGAACAAAUCUUCAAUUUGGACUUCUUGCUGGUUCGAGAUUGCUUCCUACACUUACCAUAUUCUUGGCUAAGAAAAUUGAACUGUGAAAACAAAAAUCCUCCUACGGUAAAGCUGACUCAAGAUGACAGAAUAUUCCAUUUGACUUGUAGUCCACAUUCCAACAGCGGGUUGAAUGAGAAUAGCAUAGGAGUGAGUGGUAUAUAUGCCAAUAAUCUUGGUUUGAAAGAAGGUUAUGUAUGUGUUUCUUCCGUCGGUGAGCCUCCACCAAUCAGAGUCGUUCAUGCUUGUGCAAUGACGGACGAUGACUACGAAAUGAUUGAGAUGAGUCAAACUGAGUUGGAACUAGCAAUUUUAAACCAAAUCCAAGUUGUGUCGAUUGGGCAACCCAUCACUGUUUGGCUGUCGAAGUCCUUGCACUGCAAUCUUGUUAUUGAUAAAUUAGACCCACCGAUAUAUUUUGGAAAGUUGAUGAAUCUCACUGAAAUUGUCAUUGAACCCACAGUCUCCAGUCGGAAAUCUGACGAUUUUCUUGAGAGGAAGAUUGAUGCAAUGAAAAACGAUGAUAAUAAAGAAAGCUCUAACAGUACUGAUAUGGACAGUCUGCAUUUCAAUUCGUCUAUCGAUACUGAAACAAAAAAUAAUAAACAUUCUGGUGUUUUUAGGGUGGUGGUAGUUGAAGAAAAUAGUGAACAGUGUUGUGAUGACCUACAUAAUCCUCUCAAGAACCCCUACAAUGUGUUUGUUAGUAAAGAUAUCGCAACUUGGUGGCGAAGGAAACCAGUUAUUGAAAGAUAUGCUAGCGUUUGCAGUUUGAGGAAAAUUCCCAAAGCAUCUGCUAAAACAUUGACAGAGACACCAAAUAUCUACGUAAGAUUGUAUGCUAUUGAUGAGUCGUGUCACCAAUUGCCCACCGUGAAAAACGGGAGUAACUGGAGACACCAACCACUCUUCAUUUCACCAACUGUGAAAGAUCUAUUGAAGCUCAGUAAUGGGGCUAAGAUCAAGCUAGACCUCUUUUCUCCGUGUUUGGAUGAAACCUUGAGUAAAGUUGAAUUGAUCGCACCUUUGGGACUGGAUCACGAGGAAGUUGAAACCUGGUUCCGGAGUAAGCUUCUAGCCACUGGAAAUGUACUGGUCAAUAAUGAAGCACCUUUGCCAAUGUUGACAACAGAUAAAGUGGAAAACAUAAACGUUGUUUUGGAUCCUGCUUCUCUCACCUGUUGGCCGUUUUCUGCAGCUGAAGUGCAAACGUGUACUUUGACGAUAAAGGAUGCUCAGAUUCCAGAAGACUCAGAUAAGUCAAAAAUUACUGAAGAUCAAACUCCUGAAGAAUCAAAAUCCAACGAGAACCAUACCAGUAACUUAGAAACUAUCAAUCCACAAAACUGUAGAGCGUUGAAGAAAAUCAUCAAGGAUGGAAUAUGUGCAGUUGAAUUAGCCCUCAAUUUGAUUGAUGCGCCUUGGAUGAGGAAUACUUCUCAUAUGAAGGGGAGUAAAAACAUACUCAUCACUGGUUCUGGGAAUAAAUCUUCUGCAGAUUCACUCUGUGACAUUCUUUCUGGCCGACCUCAUUAUGUUUACAUCUCAAAAAUCGACUGCAAAUCUCUUCGAGGGAAGAAAGUUGAUACUAUUGAGAAAACGUUGAAACAGACACUAGGUGAUAGCAUAUAUCAUCAGCCCGCGGUGUUGCUCCUGUACGAUAUUGAUGCACUAGUUGGAAAUCCAAUCCAUACCAAUGAAGAGUCAGCUGAGAACAAUCCUUGGGCACAGACUAUCCAUCAAACUUGCCUGAUGUUGAAAGACAUCAUAUCAGAUAUCGAAGCAUUUCAGAGUGUAUCACUACUCGCUACAGCACAAAGCAUCAAGAGUGUUUCAAAAGAUCUUAUACGAUCAAAAAGUCAUGGAUUUUUCUCAACAGUUUUGGAAAUUCCUCCCCUCUCACAGGAAGACCGAAUUGAUAUUUUGAAAGAAAUGUUAAGACAAAAAUUGAAAAUAGGUGUGAACGCGUUCGAGAAUAUCAAUUUAGACGCCUUUGCAGAGAAGACUGAUAAUUAUGUAUUCGAAGAUCUACAGCAGAUUGUCAAUAAAGUUUGCUUCAAAGCUUGGAUACGGAAAUCUGAAGGAAGUGGAGAGUCUGAAUUGACUGUAACCAGUGAUGACAUUAGUUUUGCCAUUGAUUCUGUAUCGCCCAGUCAUCUGAAAACGAUCAAACUCUUCAAGAACUCCAAACAUAAUUGGAACAGUAUUGGUGGCAUGAAAAAGCUCAAAGAUACGCUUACUGAGCUCAUAAUUUGGCCAGCUAAGUACCGCAAAAUAUACGAGCAGUGCCCAUUGAAAAGUGAGAAUGGUGUGUUGCUGUAUGGUCUGCCUGGAUCUGGUAAAACACUCAUCGCAAGUGCACUUGCGGGAGAAUGUAAUCUGAAUUUCAUUAGUGUGAAGGGUCCUGAACUGUUAUCAAAAUACAUUGGAGCUAGUGAAGAGAAUGUGCGAAACAUUUUUGAAAGAGCUCAAAAAGCGAAGCCCUGCAUCCUAUUCUUCGAUGAAUUUGACAGUCUUGUUCCAAGACGCGGGCACGACAACACAGGCGUAACCGACCGGGUGGUGAAUCAGAUGCUGACUCAGCUGGAUGGUGUGGAGGAGCGGCGUGGGGUGUGGGUGAUGGCCGCCACCAGUCGACCUGACCUCAUUGACCCGGCACUUCUGCGACCUGGACGCAUCGGGCACAACCUCCAUUGCCGUCUGCCCACACAGGAAGAACGAUUUGAAAUCCUUCAAGUCAUUGGAAAGGAUUUACCGUUGUCAUCAGCCUGUGACUUUCGAGACGUUUCAGAUAAAACUGAGAAUUUUACCGGUGCUGAUCUAAAAUCGCUUCUCUACUCAGCUCAUAUGAUAGCUUAUGAAGAAAUGGAGGAUUCUGAAAACAACGAGGUUGGAUCGAGUGGUGAACCGUCUGGAGCUGGAUACGAAUUGAAGCAGAGUGUUGUCGGAAAGUUGAGCAUUGAGCAUCGGCACUUAUUGUCUGCUCUGAAAGAUGCCAAACCGUCGCUGAAAGAGUCAGAACUUCAGAGAUAUAAUAGAAUUUACGACAGCUUUAAAAUGUCAAGAUCGAAAACAGGUGCCCCGAUUCAAGAAAGAGCUCCAGAACUUCUGCAGCAAACAGUUACUCUUGCCUAGAAUGACAGCAGGUUCUCACAGAUAUUUGUUCCGGUAUUCAUAAAAAAUAUUGUUUAUUAGUGUCUUCCAUAUUUUACGGUUUGUUUGAAUGGUGAUGUGUUUUUUAUACGGUGAUAUGAUUCAAAUAAAUACAUCUUAAUAAAAACUUGUCAAAAGAUCUCAAAAUUA